Messenger RNA from Gordionus sp. m RMFG-2023, 885 nucleotides. RefSeq lists its product as uncharacterized. Bases 1 to 885 code for a protein of 294 amino acids. The transcript has 4 exons. The record is from RefSeq and is a predicted model, not a curated record. NCBI's taxonomy places the organism in Eukaryota, Metazoa, Nematomorpha, Gordioida, Chordodea, Parachordodidae.
AUGGAUUUAAUCUCCUAUAAAUCAUGGAAAGCAUUUCAGAAAUUCCUACACAAGAUACCAUUCAACAAAACCAAACAAUGGAACGUUUCAUACUACCAAAAUUUAAAGAAGGCAUUAUUGCUUCAACAAGAGAGAAAGCUAGAAAGAGACAGGCACUGUCGUAUCAAGAAAAGGAACGAACAAAGUCUUAUUCCUACAACAUCCAACCAUCUUGAAGAUACUGGAAAUAAACAAUUUGCUUCAACAUCCAAUCAUCUUGAAGAUACUGAAAAUCAAGAACAAAUAAAUAUUUCUGCACAACAAUCAUUAGUAGAAGAACAUUAUUGUGGAUUACUUAACACUAAGUGCGAUUAUUGCGAUUCUCUAAAAUUUUUAUUGGAAAAACCCACAGAUGGCAAAUUUAAGAAUUGCUGUCAUAAGGGUAAAGUUAAGAUACCAUCAAUCCGAUAUAUUCCUUUUUUACAAGACCUUUUAUCUAAUCCUAACAAUGAAUUUCAUUCAAACUUUAUGAAAUGUAUAAGAUCUUAUAAUAGUUCACUUGCGUUUGCAUCCAUGGGAGCACAGAUUUCUAAUAGUUUAAACCCAGGCCCAUAUUGUUUUAGAGUUCAUGGGCAAAUUUAUCACCGAACAUCUCAUUUAUAUCCUUCCACUGGGAUGCCUCCUAAAUUUGCACAACUAUAUGUCCUUGAGACCACCCAGGCUGUUAAUGGCAGGUUACACAUGAAAGAAAAUUCUGGUUGCAAUGAGGAUCUCUUAAAAAGAUUAGAUAUUUUAAUAAGACAGAAUAACCCAUUUUCUAUUAGUUUUAAAACCUUGGGAGAAAUUGAGAAAGAAGAAAAUAAUAGGGCUAUUCAAGAAAAUCGUCCAGUUCAAAAAAUCAAUUGA